AUGGAGGCAGCGGCGACCCGUUCUGCCGCGGGGCGGCAGCGGAAGCGGCAACUGUCGGGCCUGGCGGCCCCGGAGACCACGGAGGAGACGGGGACGCCUGAGAAGCGGGAACGGCGGCCGGGGCGGCGGCGGACGGGGAGGAGAAUCCAAGAGGAUCAAGAGGAAGCUGUCUUUCGAGAAGUGGUCAGUUUUACCCCGGAUCCUUUGCCAGUUAGAUAUUAUGACAAGGACACCACCCAGCCUAUCAGCUUUUACUUAUCUUCGCUGGAGGAACUCUUGGCGUGGACGCCUUGCAUGGAAGACGGCUUUAACACUGCCCUGGAGCCCACAGAGUGUCGCCAGCCCCCUCUGAGCAGCCAGAGGCCCCGGACCUUGUUGUGCCAUGACAUGAUGGGCGGGUACCUGGAUGACAAGUUUAUUCAGGGCUCAGCGGUGCAGAAUCCCUAUUCCUUCUACCACUGGCAGUACAUUGACAUCUUUGUGUACUUCAGCCACCAUACAGUCACCAUCCCGCCGGUAGGCUGGACCAAUGCUGCCCACAGGCAUGGGGUCUGUGUGCUGGGGACUUUCAUCACGGAGUGGAGCGAAGGGGGCAGGCUCUGCGAGGCCUUCCUGGCUGGGGACGAGCGCUCGUAUCAGGCAGUGGCCGAUCAGCUGGUCCAGAUGGCUCAGUUUUUUCGCUUUGAUGGCUGGCUGAUCAACAUUGAGAACUCCCUGAGUCCGGCUGCUGUGGGGAAUCUGCCCCCUUUCCUGCGGUACCUGACCACUCAGCUCCAUCAGCAGGUCCCAGGGGGCCUGGUGCUCUGGUAUGACAGCGUGCUGCAGAGCGGGCAGCUCAAAUGGCAGGAUGAACUCAACAAACAGAACAGUGUCUUCUUCGACUCCUGCGACGGUUUCUUCACCAACUAUAACUGGCGGGAGGAGCACCUGGAGCGGAUGCUGGGGCAGGCCGGGGAGCGUGUGGCCGAUGUGUACGUGGGCGUGGAUGUGUUUGCUCGGGGGAACGUGGUUGGAGGCCGAUUCGACACGGACAAGUCGCUGGAGCUGAUCCGAAAGCACGGAUUCUCAGCUGCUCUGUUUGCUCCGGGCUGGGUGUAUGAGUGUUUAGAGAAGAGGGAAUUCUUCCAGAACCAGGACAAAUUCUGGCGUCUGCUGGAGCGCUACCUGCCUACACACAGCAUCUGCUCCUUGCCCUUUGUUACGUCCUUCUGUCUGGGCAUGGGGACACGAAGAGUCUGCUACGGCCAGGAGGAGGCAGUGGGGCCCUGGUACCACCCAAGCGCCCAGGACAUCCAGCCCUUGUUUGGAGAGCACAGGCUGGGGGGGGACGGACGGGGCUGGGUGAAGACGCACUGCUGCCUGGCAGACGCCUGGCAUGGGGGCAGCUCCCUGCUCCUGCGGGGGCUCAUUCCACCCGAGCUUGGAAAUGUGGCUGUGAGAUUAUUUUCCCUGCAGGUACCAGUGCCACCCAAAAUCUUCCUGUCCAUGGUGUAUAAGCUGGAAGGGCCUACGGAGGUCAGGGUUGGUUUGGAGCUCACCACGGGGGAUGCUGGCAGCUGCCAUGUUGGUGACAUCUCAGUGUUGGACGCAGAGACAAGCUCAAGACACAGUCCCCGACCGCUCCGGGUGCCCCCCACCAAGCUGGCCAGAUGGGUGGGCCGCUGUAGCCAGCAGCUCAGCGGGGGCUGGGUCCAGCGCUGCUACGAGGUGAGCCUGCGCGGGUGCCUCCUGCUGGACCUCUUCAUUAACUUCUCGCGGCCACAGGGCAGCCGAGGAGAGGAGAGCUUCAUUUGUCGCCUUGGAGAGAUCCAGGUGGUGGAUGCCAACAGCCUGCAGACCCCCCUGCCCCAGGUGCAGGCCGUUACUGUCUCACAGGUCCGCUGGCAGCAUGCCCUGUCAGAGUGGGAGAGCCCUCCUGCCCAGUUGCAGCUCACCUGUACCCUGCACUGGUCCUACCUCCUCUCCCAAGUCCGUUGUUUCCGGAUCCACUGCUGGGGAGGGACGAUAGCUGGCUCUCCCAGCCGGGAGCCGCCGAAGCCAGAGAAGCCCACGUUCCUGGGUCUGGCUUUCACCACCCAGUACCGGAUAGUGGGCCUGGCAGUAGAAGCUGCUAGGCUUGGCCAGGAUGGCCGCGUAGAGUUCCUGGUGGAGCCUGUCCCCAAGGAAGGGUUUCUGGUGCCUCAGGCUGGGUGGGGCAGGGCGACCCUGCUGUACUCAGCCCCACAGUAAGCAGACAUUAAAGCACGCAGUCUCCAGGCUGGGGCUGCUUCCUGCCUUUUGGCCGCAGCCGGCAUUGGGGCCCCACUACAGGUGCACGGUGGCAGCAAGACCCAGAUCCCCAGAAGGCUGGGUUCCUAGCUGGGGGCAUUGGUAAUAGGAAAACUGAGAAGUCAGUUUGCUGAACUGGUAGUUGCAAGACGAGCGAACAGCCCUUUGCUUUUGUCUGAUCCCCGUCCGCAGGACACAACUUGCCAGGUCCAAAUGAAUACUACUUGAGGUUCAGUCCAGGAAAACUUCAUGAAGGAUAUUUCCUAAUGGACUGAAAGAUGCUUAUGCUGAGAAUGGUGAGCUCUUAUUCCUGCACACAGAGCAGUUACAAAUGUGCUUCAGUUGUGGCAGGAAGGCUUUGGCGCAGGUCCCAGAGACACUUCUGGGGUCAGGACUGAGUUAGCAGAGGCCCUGGGAGAGUCACAUUGGCCCUCAGAGGGUGAGGCAGAAGCAAUGGCUGCCUGCGGCAUGGUGGAGACGGCGCCCUGGGGAGCAGGCCCCUGGCAUCUUGGGAAAGGGAGCUCAGGGCCAGGCUGGCACUGGGCUCAGGCCCCCCAGGCCAGCUGCAGUCCAGACCUCCUCCAGCAUGGUGUGGCUUUGGCAAUGGACUGUUCCUGUGAACCCGAGGUUGCUGCUGGAGCGUCCUCAGCCCCUGGGUCUUGCUGCAUCAUUUUCAGGCUGUAGGCAUGCAGCAAGGCUUGCACCAAGGCCCUCUGUGUGCCUGGUCCCCUCUGCCCAGCGAGACAGACUGAGGGCUCCAGAGUAGCCACCUGCAGGGGAGCUUCAGGACCUUUGGGGGGGCUUUUCCAGUGUUUAUGUUCCUCUGCCCCCUCCCUUCUCAGCCUCGGCUGAGAACCAGAUCAAGAACAGAGAUCCGGGAGACCUGCAGGCGGGCCGUUGAGUGGGUGUUAGCACCAGCAUGGAGGCGGGCGGGGGUGGGCACCUUCCUCUCUUGUUCUUGUGCCCUCCUUCCCCUGCGCAGGCCUGAGGGGGUGGGGGCCGCAAGCAGCUGGAGAUGCUUUUGCAGCCCCCCAGAUCUCCGUGGACAUCUGGGAUACCGUGGAGGCUCCUGAUGUGGUGGUCUCGAGACCCCGCGGCGUUGGGAAUCCUGCCAGCAUUCCUGCUCUCCUCCAGCGUUCCCGUGGGGUCAAAGGCCUGCAGUCCCUUGUUCUUGGGGGUCUCUCAACCCCCCCAGGCCAUGUGGGUCCAGUGGUAGGGGGUUACCUUCUUAUCCCCCUGUCCUCUUCCUGUGCUCCGUGAUGUGGGCUGGUGCUGAGGGCCAGGACACUCUGUGACCCCAGCUGGAGGUCACAUCUUAGGUUCAGGAUCUGCAGGCUUUAUCUUACACUGCAGUGAGGAAAGAGGCCGCCAGGUGGCGGCACAGCUGUGCCCGUCCCCUCAUCCUGCUCAUCAGCUGCGCUGAGUGCCCCGUCUGUAGGGCAGGGGGCCUCCCUCCAGAGGCUGACAUCUGCUUCUCCACCUUCCCUGCCUUCUGGGCACUCACAUACCUCUUCCACAGGCUCAGUUGUAACACAGGGCAGGAGGCCCUGGGAUUUGGGGUUCCAUGCUCUUUCCUAACGGAAUAUUCUGUGUCUCACAUGUGGCCCAACCAGCCGGCUUUGGUUCCCAGAAGAGGAAAUGAGUUGCUGAGGAUUCAGGGCAGGAAAGUCACCUGCUGAGCGACUCCAGAACUGAGGUGGUUCCCCUCCCCCACUGGCUUUUCUCCUGUGAAUCUGCUCCGGGGGCGAGUGGGGGUGGGGAUGUGAGUUGCUGCCACUGGGAGAUGCUUCUCUUGGUUUUUCCAGUUUUGAUAAUUCUCUGGAGCUCUCUGAGCCUCUCUCCCAUUUUGAGCUGGGGGAGCCAGAGUGGGGGGCUCCUGGUCUCUCUCGUGUCCCCAGCGGCAGCAGGGGCAGGCUGGCUGUCCACCUGGCCUUGGGCUGGCAGCUGAUCCUGGGCAGCAUGGCACAAACAUUGCUUUGCUUAUUUCAUGAAGUCUUUUCUUUUUAAAGUGCUGGUAUCUGAGUAUUUUAUGCAUAGGAGGAGUGAAAAUUUAUAGUGGCAAUUAUUUUCUCACAGUCUGGUGAGCAAGCAAUUAGAAGUAAGGGGGCUUAGCAGAGCGUGGCUUGCGGCAGACUCACCCCAACUCCCCGAGAGCACAGUCCCCAAUCCCACCAACAAUAAAGGCUCGUAGGCAGGAAAAUUAAUAUGCCGGCAUUUAAGCCUGUGCCUCUCUGGUUGGUGUAAUCACUCUGAAAUAAAUUAUCCA
Molecule: messenger RNA, 4534 nt
Organism: Cynocephalus volans (Philippine flying lemur)
Lineage: Eukaryota; Metazoa; Chordata; Mammalia; Dermoptera; Cynocephalidae
Gene: ENGASE
Product: endo-beta-N-acetylglucosaminidase
Exons: 14
Coding region: 1-2229 (742 amino acids)
Biological process (GO): protein deglycosylation
Cellular component (GO): cytoplasm
Molecular function (GO): mannosyl-glycoprotein endo-beta-N-acetylglucosaminidase activity
Source: RefSeq, a predicted model, not a curated record